GCUCAUGUCACAUCGUGUACUGAAGCGGGUUCAGGUCCAGGUCCAGGUCCAGGUCCAGGUGCGGGUGUAAACCCUGUCUGUCUGUGUGGUUCACUGUCGAGAUGUCGUCGGCCGAACAUGACGGAACCUUGAGCCAGCUCAAUAAGUUUGAGAAACUAUCGUGGAGGCCCUCCAUUCGCGAAUCAGGCUCCAAGAAGCGGGCACGGUGGCUUCAGGCUCGGCGCAUCUUCUCCCCUUCCUGCCCCAACCUGCGGAUCCCCAACAGGUUUCUGAGAGAAGGACACUGUGUACCCCCCGCUCGGAGCGGACACCGCUGUGUUGCAGACAGCACCAACCUGUAUGUGUUUGGAGGCUACAACCCAGACUUUGAGGAGGCAGGCGGGUCAGAGAAUGAAGACUACCCUCUUUUCAGGGAGCUUUGGCGGUUUCAUUUUGCCACAGCCACCUGGCAGCAGGUCCGCACGGAGGGUUACAUGCCCACAGAGCUGGCCUCUAUGUCAGCUGUUUUACACGGCAACAACUUGCUUGUAUUUGGUGGCACAGGGAUUCCAUUUGGUGAGAACAACGGCAAUGACGUCCAUGUUUGCAAUGUACAGUACAAACGAUGGAACCUGCUCAACUGCAGAGGGAAGAAACCCAACAAGAUCUACGGACAGGCGAUGGUCAUCAUAAAUGGAUACCUCUAUGUGUUUGGCGGGACAACAGGCUACCUUUACAGCACUGACCUGCACCGGCUAGACCUGACCACCAGAGAGUGGACCCACCUCAAACCCAACAACGCCCCAUCAGACCUACCUGAGGAGAGGUACAGACAUGAACUAGCCCACGAUGGACAGAGAAUAUACAUUUUAGGAGGUGGGACGUCCUGGACGUCAUAUACUCUGGAAAAGAUUCACGCAUAUAACUUGGAGACAAAUUACUGGGAGGAAAUAGUCACCAAACCCCAUGAAAAAAUAGGAUAUCCUGCUGCCCGCCGUUGUCACAGCUGUGUGCAGGUCAAAGAUGAGGUGUUUAUAUGUGGGGGUUAUAAUGGAGAGCUGAUCCUAUCUGACCUGUGGAAGAUCAACCUGCAGACUUUUCAAUGGACCAAGCUGCCUGCCGCCAUGCCAGAACCAGCAUACUUUCACUCUGCUGCAGUCACUCCAGCUGGCUGCAUGUACCUCCAUGGCGGUGUCGUCAAUAUGUCUGGGAACAAAAGGACUGGCUCUUUGUACAAAGUGUGGUUAGCAGUGCCCAGCCUGCUGGAACUGACCUGGGAGAAACUGCUGAAAACUUUCCCUCACUUAGCUCAGCUGUCCACCCUUCAGCUGCUCAGCAUGGGACUGACACAUGCACUAAUUCAGCGGCUCAAAUAGACAGAGUGAAGGACGUGGUAUGUGAUGGAACAGCACUGACUAAAAUAUAACUGAUGACUCAGCAAAAAAGUUCUUAAAGGACAAAGAAAGUCGGAUGAUUAAACAAAAACUUUGAAUGCCUUUUAACUUUAGUUUUAUGUAAAUGUACGUGUUUUUUUGUUUUUUUUUAAAUACAAAGUGCAAUGUUUAGUAUUUCUUUUGUAUGUGUCAGAUUUGAGUUGGCAUGCGUCCAUCAGAAGCCAUGCAUCAGCUCUACUGAACAGAAUCACUUUCUUGUGCUUUGCACUUGAAGUUCUGGGUUCACUAUGUCAUGCAUUUCCCUGUUGUUGUUGGUUUUUUCACACAUCACUGUCACAGAAACUGGUAGAGCAGGAAUGGUUAAAUGUUCCAAAGAUCACUUAUUUUAAGUCAAAAUGAAUUUUGCUUUUGUUGUCAUUUUAGAUUCAAUUCCGAGAUCAGUUUGUUUCACUGUAGCUAAAAUUCGUUGCACACUGUUUUUAGUCUUUGCCAUAUGUUCAGUCCCCACUCUGACAUAGGUUAGAUAAGAAAUGACUGCCAAACCAUGGCAAUAUAAACUUAAAUUUCCAUUUAGUUGGUUACAAAUCAGCCAGAUGAUCUGAAAAGAUACUGCUGGUACAUCAUAGACAUGUGAAACUGGGAUACCUAAAAGUCUAAUUAGGUUAAUUAUUUAAAGCAUCAUGUUUUAGCCUCAAGGGCUUUCUGAUUGCAUGCUGAUAUUGAGCUUUUAUCGUAACUCUACAGGUCAAAUUCCCCUCACUGGUCACUUUCGGCCUCACGAUCAGAUGAAAACACAAAAGCCUUAUUAAAACAUCUGUGACAUGGCAUCACUGUGAAUCUUCUAGUGCCUCUUCGGUUAUUCUUCCUUUUUCUUUUAAUACAUUAGAAAUUAUUUUAUUAACCUGCAGCUCUAGAUUCUCAAGCUUUUUCGUUUCUACAUUUGGUGCCUUCUGAAUUUCCGGUACGUCCCACACAUUGUUUUUACGUCUCUGCUCUGUGUAAGACUUUUGAUUUUGUUUAUUUCUCUGAGCUGUGCACACGCAACCUUUUCCCCAUGUGAUUCGUUUGGUGUUCUCCACAUGAGCCUUUUUGUUGCUAAAAUAAUCAGGAGAUGUCACUUGCAGCUAAAGAUUUUUCAUGAACUCUUUUUACCUAUUUAGUUGUACCACUGUGCUGCUGUUUGAUUUUAUGACACAACUUAUUUUUCAUUGUAGCAAAACGUGCAGCUACAUUGUUUGACACUUAAAUAAGUCAUUGGUCAUUUCAGUUCCCAAUGUAUGCCUAAAGUCCAUUUGAACCUUUUUCUACGGCAUAAGGCUAUGUUUUUUUAAAAACUUGUCUUGUUUUUCCAGAGAAUACUGUGCUGUGGUAUGGUAUAAAGGGGCAUGAGACUUUUUUCAAACUGGUAAUAAGGUAUGUAAGGUGUACUCAGGAUGUGAAAUACUGUGAUCAGACUGUCUGUAGAGCAUCACCAUUGCCAAAAUGUUAACAGGCUGUCAUGUUUGGGACAGAAAUAUGUACGGCCAAUGACUCAUGAAAACUAAUCUUUUGUGGCUGCUGUGGACUGUAACUCUUAAAUACUUUAACAUUUCAGCUGAUUGUAUUAAGUCACACUUUUGCCUCUUUUUUUCACCUGUACCUUAAAUAUGUUCUCUCAUGUUCAUUUUAAUUGUUGGUAUAAUACUAAGCUAACUCAUCU
Messenger RNA from Etheostoma cragini (Arkansas darter), 3072 nucleotides. RefSeq names its product kelch domain-containing protein 10-like. The transcript has 10 exons. NCBI's taxonomy places the organism in Eukaryota, Metazoa, Chordata, Actinopteri, Perciformes, Percidae. Gene Ontology annotation, biological process: positive regulation of stress-activated MAPK cascade. Gene Ontology annotation, molecular function: protein binding. The coding region runs from base 102 to 1355 and encodes 417 amino acids. The record is from RefSeq and is a predicted model, not a curated record.